This is a messenger RNA of Rhopilema esculentum, 7445 nucleotides long. The record is from RefSeq and is a predicted model, not a curated record. Lineage: Eukaryota; Metazoa; Cnidaria; Scyphozoa; Rhizostomeae; Rhizostomatidae.
UUAAGGUGGUAGCGAGCUAUUUGUAGGCGGCUAUGGCCGCCAGUUGCAAUGGUGGGGACGUUACUACGGGCAAAAGUAGCAACUCAAGACGGUCUAAACCUAGUAAGAGAAUAACAGCAGCACGGUUUUUCUUGAAAAAUAUAUCCUUAGAUGGCAAAUCUAAGUUCAGGAUUCCUACAGGAUCGGAUAAAGGGGCCGAUUAUGACCGCAAUGUUGCUUUGUCUAGGCCCUGGCGAACUAUGCACCAAGACUCUUUUGAUGAGGAGCAGGACAAAGUGCUAAUAUCAGCUUUACCAACGUCAAAUAAAGGGCACUUGCAUCAUAGUACAUCAGUAGCAUCUACAAAUAUAUUCAAAGAGAAUACAUCGUUGCCUUCCGGAUCAGAACCCUGUAACAUUGUGAAAAGUAAAUCGUUUACCAGCGACACCACCUCGGUAACGUCGAAAGACAAGCAACAGAUUUUAAUCUCAAGGCAGAGCUCUAGUAUACGUGUGGUCGAUACAAACCAUUUUCUUACUAAAAUUGUUCGACAUAUGGGAGAUAAAAGAGCAGUACUUGUGAGUCAAAAUGGGUUGCCUUUUGGAUCAAUAUCAUUAGUUCCAUACAAAAGACAAGAUAAGAAUAGUCAGAUUGCAAAGGAAAACAGAAUCUCUGGAACUGCAAAUCAUGGAAUGGCAAGCUCAGUUGCAAUUGAGGGUGUAGAAGUCGGAGGUGCAAAAAAAUCAGUAUCAUACAACAACUUGCUGGUUCCAGUUUUAUUUCAAAAGAAAAGAUACACAGAACAUUUAGAUGGAACAGAUGAUGCAACCUUGCACCAAAGUAGAGGUUUAUGAACUUCACUAAAUUUUGUUUUUCCUUUCUAUAUAUUUGCAAUUGUAGAGCACCAUUGUUAAUGAUUAGAAUUUCAAGAUCUUACUGACAUCCAUUUUAAAAGGAACUUAGAAUGAAAUCAGAGCUUAAAGUUUUUAUUUAAUUCCUUCAAAAGUUCUUAUUAUUUUUAGAACUAAGUCUCUGUCUCAGGAAAAAGAUUUUGGGCUUUAGUUGCAUCAGCCCUGGUAUUGCCUGAGCAAUAACACAAUUUAUGGUCAUGUUUGAUUUAGGAUAAAAACUCAUUUUUUACCCUGCCACGAAACUUGACAAAAACUUUUAGCAUGAAAUCUCUUACUUGAUUUUAAUAUGAACAUUAAAUUCUUGUUACACUCUUUUUACAGAACACUGUUUUCUUGAGAUAUACACACAUAUGUAUAAUUUUUGUUCUGCAUUACUAACACACAAUACAUUAUCAGCAUUUGUUAUACCAAAUUACCGGGCAAAAUUUUCAACUACUAAUUUAAUUCAAGCAAAGUAAAAACAAAGUUUAUUUCUUUUUAACAUUAGCCAUUCCAUAUAUGUAAAACACUUAAAGACAGCCAAUCUUGUUACGUCAUUUGAAGGUGAACAUGCCUCAAACCCUGUGUGGAUGUGUCCAUUAGUAUUCGUAAUUUUCUUCUGGCAUUGGCGUACAUUUCUCAUUGCUUGCUUUAUAGAAUGUAAGCGUUUUGGUCUUACAUCUUUGCCUCAAGCACCAACCCUGAUUUAAAACAGUAAUUUUAACCAUUAAAAAAAUGAUAUAUUUACAUGCUGUAAGAACCACUAGCUUUGAUGAUAAAAAAGAGCAGCAAACAGAAACCCAGAGCAAGAUGUAGUUUGCUAGUGCUGAUAUGAAAUUUAAUCAAAGUUAAUAUAAAUUUUAAGAUCUACUAACCUUAACCUUGAAAACAAACUAUGAAUAUUGUGCUUGGUCAUAUUCUUCUUGAUCAUCUAAUGUAGUAUAAAGAAAAUUAUUGCUGUUCGAAUAGCUAUUAUCAAAAAUUGAGGACCAGGGAUGAGUUCUUUUUUAGUAUGGCAGUUUAUUUUAAGGACAAAAGUUUAAACAAAUCAAACAACUUAAAAUAUAACAUUCAGUGGCUUGAAACUUUGUCAACGCUUUGCAGGAAAUCUUGAAUUGUUUAUUUUGCUGCAAGGAAGAUAUUUUGCUGCCAGAAAAUAUUUUUUGAAGACCUAAGCUGCACAUUAAUCCUCUGUUAAAAGCAAAGAAGAAAAUAUAGCUAGCCAUUUGCUUCUUAUAAGUAACAUUCACACAAAUACAAUGUAUUUAUUGCUCUUAAGUUCUUGCAAACAUUGCAUUUGUCUUUCUUAAAAUAGCCAAAUCAUGGACGCUAAAACUUUUUUGAAAAACGUUGAUUUACAGCAAAAUGAAUCAGUAGCAAAUAUCAAAAAUUGUAACUGAUGUAAACUAUAUCUUUAAUAUUCAAAUGUUGUCAUCGGGUAGCACACUGUUGAUGGGUUAAAAGUCUCUUCGGUUGAAUAUCAAAUUUUAACACAGGUAUAUUUUAAGAGUUUGGAUAUAGGAUAUUUUGUAGAACAAAUUCAGUAGCUUGUAUAAUUGUAAUUCUAAAUGACAAGAACGAAAUCAUAAUUUCUUGAAAAAAUGAAACCUUCUAAUUUAUUUUAUCAUAUCUCGCGGCGAGCUUGGAGCCAACAAUACUGGACGAACAAUCCUUAAAUGCUUCACCCUUUUCGUCUUCCCCAUUCUCCUCUUCCCCCGGUAAAAUGUGAAAAUCUCUGCUAUUUACGAUAACGUAAGCUUGCACUGUAGAUGAUGGAAGGGGGGUUAAUGUUUGUCAGAGCAAAACUCGUGGAUCCAGAGUAAGAAAUUUUCACUACAUGAUAUUAAUUACUUACUUUUUUGAUGAUAUCCGUUUAGUUGAUUGUUGCAACGGAUUAAAGCUGAGCCUAACCCUAGUCAUGACACGAACCCUAUUCAGCCCUCAUCUUCACUUUCCAAUGCUCAUGAUUGAAAAAGCGGGAUUUUCUGUUAAUGUAUACUAUCAAGUCAAAUUUCAUACCCCAUAUCUUCUAGGUCUGCCGUUGAACUAUCCAUGCCUGUUACCCCAACAUGGGUUGGAAUAUUUUGCCUCUACAAAUUUUUCCAGAAUUGUGGCGUUGGACAGAAAUGAAGUAAUAAGGACCAGAGUAGGUGAUGCUUGGCAGUCUCAUUGCAAUGUGAGAUCUAGAAUACCAGAUUUAGAAACACAACUUACUCAACACGUAUGUAAAACAGAAACGUUAAAAACUUGUUUAUAGAUUGAAUAACUUGACAGAUAGCGAAUAGUAAUAGCCUGGAAACCACUUCAGACUCAAGACUCAUUAACCGGCCCAUUAUCGUGUCGUAAAAAAUAAUGGCAUUGAUAAAGUUGCUAUCACAUCUUACAGUAUAGGGAAGGUCUUGCUAUCAAAUCUCUACCAGACUAGGAAAGGUCAGGUCAAAAGUUAAAGAAAUGAGGUAAAGCACAGGUAAAGAAGAUACUACAUUCUACUCGAUGAGUUAACAUACUAAGUUCCUUUUUUUAAUUUUUUUUUUCAUUUGUUUUGGCGGUUUUCUGCUUAAUGUCAAUGUGAGUGAAAACCGAUAAGUAUUUCUAUUUCAAUGUAAACUCCUCAUUGCGACGGUUCCCUGUUGUUGUAUUAUGAGGUGACAGGCAAUUCUCUAGUCGUCGAUCCCUGGCUGCCUCUCGUUGUUGCUAAUCUGCUGAUGCUCCAGUUAUGUGUACCAUUAAUUGGACCUCCUUGGCGAGAUCCAAGGUUAACAUUCAAUGAUCCAUGCUCUCUAAGCGUAGACAUAGCGUCUCGUAUUGUUCUUCCAAAUGAAAAAUGACCUCUUCUACUUCCAUGCCUCGUAGCCACGUCACUAUCUCGAUCUCGACGAUAAACAAUCAGUAUGCAAUUGUCAGACAAUUUAUAUACGGCAUAGAACCCCAAUGCGAGGCAGCCUACCGCCACAGUGAGUUCUACAAACAUAUCUUCAUUGCAGGUAUCUGUUGACACAACUCCGUUUCUAUUGCAUAUCUAGUGAGCCACUGACUUACGUUGCACAGAUAAGUGAACGAUAUAUGCAGGCCGUGUCAAUGAAAGAAUGAAGUUUUAUCACGUAAACGACAACCAAUGAUGAUUCAUUUGCUUCAAUGCAUUCUUACUAUUACUGAUUCUAGCCCCUUCUUAGAAUAUUGUGGCCAGCUUUCACAUACUUUCGAAGUAGCUCCGUAGUUCCUUUCUACAACGUUCUCUUAACAGUAAGAUUGAGUAUUAUCUCGCUACCGGCAGCUUUGCUAUUAUUCCAUUGAUGGUGGCUGCAUACAUUCUAAUUACCAGCUCUGUUACGAGCGCCUUGUCUAGAAUUGUCAAUUGCAUUUUGUGAAAGAGAGGCUAAACUGAUGAAUAAAUUAUGCUUCUUUCAUUAACACAAUACUUUAGACCUCAUUGUAGACAUUCUUGCUGUCCAUGUUUAUAAAGGAGAGUUGGCAAAAAACCUCACCUCCUAGUUUCUGAAAUGCCAAGGUCAAGCAAAUCAUAGCAGUGACAAUGGUUCGCAGUGACGUCACGGAGACAAGCGGACACCAGAGAGCCGGUACAAGUGGCAGGAAGGCCUGAAGCCUCCCUAUCGUCAGCACUUCAUAGAACUUUAAUCAACUUUUUGCCCUUCGAUUUGAUGAAUUGAAAGCUAAAAGCUAUCAGGUUUUAUUUUGCUCUACAAACUACUGAUAAAGCAGCAAAAAUACUUUCAAACCAAUGAUUAAAGGAUACAGUCAAAAGGCUGGCAAUUAGAUCAUUUAAUGAUUCAGAUUUUCUUGAUUUCUUUCUCUUAAUUAUUCCCGUAUAAGCAAAAAUCUGAUUAAGCAAACUUUGAAAAUUUGAACUUAUGUUCCAUAUGGUCAGCCUCGUCGAAGGCUUGAAUUUUCGACCUUUGCAUAUACCAAGCAUGUAUCUCUGCCCUUAACAUUAUGCUUAUAUUGACGAAAAACGCAAGAUACAUGCAGCGAUUACGAUUUCUGCGGGUUCCACGCAGAAAGUAUGAAAGCAGGAAAUGAAUUAAAUGAUAUAGCCGAAUAAUCGAUAAAGGCAGGUUAUACUGGUUCAUCCAGAUGUAGUUUGUGCUAUAAAUUUAUUGCAGGUAAAUGCGGAUGAUCAAUGGAAGCAAGUCAACAUUUCUGCGUCUAUUAUUUAAGUGGCAUUUGCUCAGUGUUGCUCUCUAUAAUAAGGGCGCCAUUAUCAAAAUGGGCUUCAGUUUUAAGCACAUAGAAGACGUAUCAACUUGUGUUCUUUCACGAGAGUUUCAAAGAGUUUCGACGAAUCCUUUAACAUGACUAACAAAAAAGAACUGGAAGAGGCUGGGAUUCAAAUUAUCACAGGAUCUAGGAUCAGAAGUGACAGCAAUGGCCAAUCUGGCGAUUUGAGCUCACCAAGGUCAAGCAAGAAUAAGAGCAUGAUUAGAAAAAUCAGCAAUCUUGGUGCUUGGCGUUAUGGUAAAUAUGUCUCGAGGAUGAGCCAAAAGCAGUCUUUCAUUUAACAUCAAUUUGCAUGUUCCUACAUCCUAUAUCCAAAGUUAUAUCCACAGAGUGUAAAGAUAGACUUGAUAUAGUUUACAUUGUCUCAGGGUCUUGAGAUGACAUUAAAGUUGAAUUGGUAGACGCUGAUGACCUUUGUCGAUUCCAGGUGUAGCCGAAUGUGGUGGACCAUGCACGUCAUUCUUGUGGGGAAUACCGUUUGAUGGUUAAUACUGCUCCGUUUUAUCUAUUGAUUACUUCACUUCUUUGUACUUUUGGUCUUUAAGACAACUUAUUCGUCCUGUCAGCGUUCUGUGUCAUUAGUUAACUAUUCAUUUUCAUUAUCGUUUGUCAUUUUGAUACCAUCUAUAGGAACAUUUGGCAUUUUCCUUUUCUGUCACUCCAUUUUAACCAAGCCGUAUUAUAGUUGUAUCCCUUCACCUUCCCCUUGCCCCCUAGCCCCCUCGCCCCCAUUGUUCAAUCUUAUGGAAGCAUGUCAGGCCUUUGUAUAGAUCAACAAGCUUUUACCAUUACAAUAAGCAGGACCUACUUCAGCAGGUUCUAAAAAAAUCUUCAUAAAGUAACGUUCUUUGCCGUUGUACCGAGUCUACUUAUUAUCGUCAACAACUAUCUGCAUUAUUUUGAAAAAUAUGGUAUUGAGUGCACUGACUCCAUUACCAAAACUCUAAAGUAUGCUUUUUUGUAGAAUAAGCGACUGAAUAACUCCUUUUCAUCCUCUUUGACUAUUUGGUUAUUUCAAAUAUCUAUAGCGCUACUAUUUAUAUUUUUUUCUUCAAUCUUUGCCUAAGUGCCAAUAUCCUUCCUCAAUUAAAUAUUUCUGAGAAAGAGAUGAACCUGAACCAUUUUGUUGGUUUUUACCGAGUUCGAAGCAAAGUUUACCGGUUCGAAGCAAAAAUCUUCUGAUCAGAGUUUACCCUCUUAAUUCUUGUUAACUUUAAAUCGAAACUUCUUGCUUUUAUCAAGCCUUAAAAACUGUUAUGUAAAAUAGCAGAUCUUAAUUGUUUAAGCCUAGUGCUUAUUUCUAGAACAAAAGAGAAAUUUUCGACAGUUGGGAGUGAUAAAUCUAGAAAUGUCUCUUAAAAGAGACAUUUGCUUCGCAGAUAAGCAAAUUAAUUACUUUCCAAGCAGAAAGACAAGGAAGCAGUAAUUUCCACCAAUUUCAGAGCUAAUAAUUCAGCUGAUCUAAACUAAAUAGCAUACAAUUUUCUUAUAAAUUUUGCAACACCUGAGGAAGAUUACUUAAUUUGUCAAUAAGAUCAAUAAAGCAGUCGUUCUUAUCAAAUAUUUGCAUUAGAAUUAGAUUAGAGUUUUUCAAUGAAUCAUGUAAAAUGUGAAAAUAACUAGAAGUUAUAAAAUUUGUGAUUAUCCCCGAUACUACGUCUUUAUAUAAAUGUAGAAGUAAAUGGACUUUCAUUAGAGUUCGCUGAGGUAAGAAUUUUCGUAUUAUGUUUAAAAUAGAAGAUAAUUUACUAAUAAACAUUGUUUAACUUACAGAACGAUGAAUUUUUGCUUUAAAAUUUUAGGUUGGUAAAACGCUUUUGCGUAUUUAAUUUUAUAUUUAUCAUUAAGUUCAAUUGGCCUUGUGUAUUCUCGACUAAGUGCGAUCCUGUGCUUGUGCCUUUGAUCAAAUUCAAGGUGCCGGAUCAAAAUCAUGUUACAGCUGCCUAGACAUUUCAAGCUCUGUUUUCAACAGCAUCUUCUGGAACAGUCCCUGUUUUCCACGAUCCAACGCCAGAUUUGCCUAUCUUUUCAAAACUACGCUCCAAUGCACCGCUUGCAAAACUGCACAUACCACAACAGUUGCAAGAUGAGCCUGGUUCUUGUUCCAAACUUUGCUGGCCAUUAUAUUCACCUUUAAUUAAAGGCAAAUCAACUGACGUCUCACUGUCAACCAUCUUUGGAACUGAUUUCGUUUUCAUUCCAAGCUUGCAAAUGCUCGGGCUGAGGGUUACUGCUGGAUCGGUGUCCAUUUUGUCAAUGCACAGUCGAUCCGAUCUUUCUUGACACGAUUUCACCAAAUUUAUAGCUAAAUCUAAUGCAUUAAACUAUCCCACACGAGUA